Microthlaspi erraticum is the source of this 906-nucleotide messenger RNA. Lineage: Eukaryota; Viridiplantae; Streptophyta; Magnoliopsida; Brassicales; Brassicaceae. The record is from the annotation of a GenBank genome assembly.
AUGAAGAGGACGACUGCCCACUUAAACCCGAGCCAGUCUAAAGGAGCUCAAGACACCUUCAUAUGGUUACCAACGAAGUCAGGAGAGUACAACGUCAAAACAGGCUACCACACCGCGAGAGCUCAAGAGAUGGAACCUGAUGACCCUCACCUUCACCAACUAAACUGGAUAAAAGAUGUUUGGUCAGGAAAGUUUUCACCAAAACUAAUAGUCUUCUUAUGGAAGAUUAUUCAGAGGGCUUUACCUCUUGGAGACAACCUGCUGAAUCAUGGUCUCGACAAUGUCUGCUGCAUCCACUGUGGAGAUCUUGAAGCCUGGAAGCUAGCUCCUACAACGGAUUCGCUAGACCCUGCCGCUCUACUAGACUUCACUAGGACUUUUCUACUCUACAAAAACCAAGUCUGCCUCCCACCGACUGGAAUCAACGCAGGGACCAUCUUCCCAUGGAUCUGCUGGGCCAUCUGGUCAACCAAGAACCAUCUAAUCUUCGAGGAACGCUCUUUCUCCCCAGAAGAAACAAUCCUCAAGGCAAUUGUGGAUGCCAAAGAAUGGCAAUUGGCGCAAACCCUUGAGAAACCUGCAGCAUGCAAAAUCAUUUCAGCAAAGCUUUACGAAAUCUAUGAUGGCCAAAUCACUGUUUUCACAGAUGGAUCUUGGAACACAGAGACAAAAAUUGCAGGAAUGGGAUGGACCUUCAAAGACAAAGAGAUACGAAUUCUCUCUGGGAAAGCAGCGGAACCAUUCGUAGCAUCGCCAAUCAUUGCAGAAGCCUUGGCAAUCAAAUCGGCACUAAUCCAACCACUGGAAUUGGGAUUCCUAAACCUACAUAUCAAGUCGGACGCUCCAUCUAAUCCGAGCCCUAACAGCGCAAAAGAAAAUCAAGGAGAUCUACAGUCUUCUUUUUGA